CCGAAGGACUGUGGCAUGGCCUACUUUAAGCCAAACAUGGCAGAGAGGAUCAUCUCUGGAAAUGAAGCCAGACCUCACUCUUGGCCGUGGCAGGUCUCACUGCAGGUUCGUCCUAGAGGAAGCAAACACUACAUCCAUGUCUGUGGAGGAACUCUCAUCCACAAGAACUGGAUUCUCACCGCUGCUCACUGUUUCCAAAAGGGUAAAGACGAGGAUGCUGGAAGCUGGAGGGUCAUCCUCGGGAAGCACCAGCUAAAGCGUUCAGAGAAUGCAGAGAGGAUUUUUCCGGUGAAGAGAAUCUACCGGCACGAAAACUUCCAUUAUCCCACACACAGCGAGCUGGACUACGACAUCGCCUUAGUGAAAGCUGCCACAGAUAUCCUCCCUUCCAACUUCAUCCGCUACGCCUGUCUGCCGCACAAGCAGACCAGCCUCAGACCAGGACACUACUGCUGGGUCACCGGCUGGGGGGACACCAGAGGUGGAAAGGAGAAUGUCUCACUGGCAGAAGCUCUGAAUCAAGCCCGUCUGCCCAUCAUCGACUUCAAGACCUGUCGGCAGAAGAAAUUCUGGGGUGAUCGUGUCCAAGACUCAAUGAUCUGUGCUGGGUUCAAAGACACAGAGGAUCCUCCUGCUGCAUGCCAGGGAGACUCUGGCGGUCCUCUGCUGUGCCAGCUGGGCAGAGACCGCUGGGAGGUGCACGGCGUCGUGAGCUUUGGUCCAAUCGGCUGCACUGUAGAGAACAAACCCAGCGUGUUCACCCGCACCACGGCCUACAUCCCCUGGCUUGAAGCAACACGUAUCAGGGACUUCUUCCUGCACUGACAGCAGACAUAAGCUCCACAUCGCCUGUUGGGACAUUUACUGACUCCGAGCUACCUUCUUUCCACGAAACCCCUCACUUGGACGUCGUGCAUCAAUCACUUUAUCACUUGUUUCUGACAUUAUGUGUACCAUUGUUAAAAAAAACUGUUAUAAAGCACUGCUUAGCAUCCACUACUCAGAGUUUUAUAUCCCAUCUACAAUUGUACAAUAAAACAUGUUAAAAGUAAAAUCCUAGAGUACAUUCUUCACAUUUGGUUUUAUUUUUGAUUAUAGUUGUUGGUCUGAAGGAGACACAAAUACAGCACGUACUUCCAGUACAGUGUUACUGUCCCGCUGUACGAGAUUUAGUCUGCAGCAGUCAAACAGUAAACACUGCAGAUAUUUUCCAAUAAAUACGGCAAAGUAAAAACAGCAGAACCCAACUUUAAUUUUUCUUUUCUUUGGGGGGCAGAUACAGCGGCUGAUAAGAGGCAACAACCGUUCCAAAUUAAUGUAAGAGAAAAACAAAACAUUUAUGAUUUAAAAAAAAGUGUAAAUUUGCAAGAGCUUUCUGAAGCAAAGGCCUGUUGAAUUGAUGAAGGCGGUUUUUUUGCAUUUGUAAGCAUUUUCGGCUUUUACUGGUGUCUUAAUUUGGAAGUGUUGUGGUCUGUAUUAGCCACAGUGGAGAGACCAUUACAUAAAAAAGCCCUCCACAAAGUACAGUGACACUCACCCGGUGAACCACAAACACCAGCCAGAUUACCUGAUAAAGUCACGUGGGCUCACAAUUCUAUGUUUAUGGCACUAAUUUGACAGUACUCUAAAAAAUAUCACCAAAAAAGUCUCCAAUAAACACUGACAUACUGAAGCACACCUGAACACAUCACCACAGGUGUGCUCAAUGCUGAUCCAGAUUAGAUCGGCAACA
Thalassophryne amazonica is the source of this 1732-nucleotide messenger RNA. RefSeq lists its product as uncharacterized. Lineage: Eukaryota; Metazoa; Chordata; Actinopteri; Batrachoidiformes; Batrachoididae. The transcript is spliced from 5 exons. Gene Ontology annotation, biological process: proteolysis. The coding region runs from base 16 to 825 and encodes 269 amino acids. The record is from RefSeq and is a predicted model, not a curated record. Gene Ontology annotation, molecular function: serine-type endopeptidase activity.